AUGAACGGUGGUGUCGAUGAGCUCGAAGAGGAAUACAGGCCAACGUGGGACCCGCAAGCAUGUCCAACAUGCCACAAUCUAAGGCCCUCAAUCAGGUCCUUCGAUCCAGAUCAGGUGGUGAAAAACUUCUGCUGGGACGAACUUUUACGGACAGUAGAGGCCGAUGCUCCACGAUUUUCACCUCUCAUCGGAGUUGCACGUGAUGUUUCACCUGAUGCUUCUAAGGACGAUUGUAUGGCCCUGGCAAAAGCUUGGUUGGACAACUGCAUCAAUAACCACAAAAUAUGUCCCAGUUCAUCCCAACAGAUGCCUACAAGGAUGAAUGCAGCUCAUAUGUCGCCCUUAGUCACUGCUGGGGGGAUUCGCGCAUAUUCUGCACCAAAACCGCCACUAUCAAUCAAAGAAAGGAAGAUUCUGAAGAAGUCUGGAACUGAGAAGCAGCAAAGAUGGCCGUAG
Parastagonospora nodorum SN15 is the source of this 456-nucleotide messenger RNA. RefSeq lists its product as hypothetical. The transcript is spliced from 5 exons. The record is from RefSeq and is a predicted model, not a curated record. Lineage: Eukaryota; Fungi; Ascomycota; Dothideomycetes; Pleosporales; Phaeosphaeriaceae. Bases 1 to 456 code for a protein of 151 amino acids.